Parascedosporium putredinis is the source of this 597-nucleotide messenger RNA. Lineage: Eukaryota; Fungi; Ascomycota; Sordariomycetes; Microascales; Microascaceae. The record is from the annotation of a GenBank genome assembly.
AUGCGCGCCACCCUCAUCAAGCUCACCCUCGCCGCCGCCUCUCUCGGCUCCGUGGCCCUGGCUUCCGCCCUCGACCAUGACUCCUCCAACGUCCACAUCUUCCGCCGCCAGGCCUUCGACCCCGAUGAGGAAACCGCCAGCGGCUCCACCUGUGUAGAGGCCUUCGGCCCCGGCUACAUCGAGUGCGCGCCCGCCACAGCCACCAAGAACAGGCUCUGUAUCAUCCCCAGCGAGGGCGAGAUUUGCUGCGACAACAAAUGGGCUGCCCUGCCGGAUCCUUCUGCUUGGUCCAGGACCUCUGCUGCCCCGACGGUCUUGACCCCGCCAGCUGCGCCGUCGAGAAUGGCGUUGAGCUCCCUGAUGACUUCGUCCCCGGCGGUACCUCCAACCCCACCUCCCCGCCGAGCCCGAGCCCAGCUCCACCGGAACCGCCGGCGACGACGACGAGACCACACCCUCCCCACCAAGGGUUCCGGAUCUAGCCCUACUGGCGGUUCCGGCGCCCAGACCCCGCCUGUGCAGGUUGGCGGUGCCGCCACUCGCGAGGGCGUCAGCGCUCUCAUCGCCCUCGCCGGCCUUGCCGUUGCCGUCCUCUAA